Plutella xylostella (diamondback moth) is the source of this 4440-nucleotide messenger RNA. It is a transcript of the gene lov, whose product is annotated as BTB/POZ domain-containing jim lovell protein. The record is from RefSeq and is a predicted model, not a curated record. Gene Ontology annotation, biological process: regulation of transcription by RNA polymerase II. Lineage: Eukaryota; Metazoa; Arthropoda; Insecta; Lepidoptera; Plutellidae. Gene Ontology annotation, molecular function: protein binding; DNA binding. Gene Ontology annotation, cellular component: nucleus.
GCACGGCGGAGCCUCACUCCGCGCCUUCGCCCCGGCCGCUCCGCACGCGCCGACCUCGCGACUCUCCCGACCGCCAGUGCCGCGAACGUAACACUCACAUCACACUCUAACUUUCGCAACAGUGAACCCGAACUCGGACAAAAGGAUUUGUGAACUCGACUCUAUCAGUGAAAUGUGCCGGCGGUCAAGUCUCGGAUAAACGGACGGGUCACUCGCAGCCAUGGACGACAAGACGCAGACGGGCGGCGAGGAGCACUACAGCCUGCGCUGGAACAACCACCAGGCGCACCUGCUGCGCGCCUUCGAGGCGCUGCUGCACGCGGAGACGCUGGUGGACGUGACGCUGGUGUGCGCCGAGCGCCGCGUGCGCGCGCACAAGGUGCUGCUGGGCGCCUGCAGCCCGCUGUUCCGCCGCAUCUUCAGCGAGAACCCGUGCAAGCACCCCGUCAUCGUGCUCAAGGACUUCCAGGGCUGGGAGGUGCAGGCGGUGGUGGACUUCAUGUACCGCGGGGAGGUGUCGGUGGCGCAGGAGCAGCUGGGCACGGUGAUCCGCGCGGGCGAGUCGCUGCAGGUGCGCGGGCUGGCGGAGCACGAGCGCGCCGAGGAGCUGCGCACGCCGCCGCAGACGCCGGCCAGCGCGGGCGGCUCGGCCGCGGCGUCGCCGCCCGCCAGCCCGGCCAGCCCGCAGCCGCGGCGCAAGCAGGCGCGGCCGCGGCGCCGCUCGGGCGAGGGCGAGGCGCCGGAGAACCUGUCGCUGCGGCGCUCGCCGGCGGGGCUCAAGGCGGUGCGCGUGCGCCCGCGCUCGCCCGGCAAGGACGACGAGCCCGACGAGCCGGCGCCGCCGCGCAUGUUCGCGCCGCACCAGGACAUGUUCCCGCCCGUGCCGCCCGUCGCGCAGCUCUCACUCACGCCCCCACACAGUAUCUAUCAGUCAGAAACGAAGGACAGGGACAGCUACAAUAACGCCAUGGGACAUUUUAAUUUGUUCGGCAUGGACUCUCCACUGGGCCUGUUCCCGCCCGGGAUGGACCACAAGAUGUACCCCAUGAUGGACCACGACCACCGCCCGCCGCAGCUUGACACGCCACUGUUUACCAAUGUUAAGAAGAAAUGGAGGCCGAAGGGCCAGCACAGCGCGCCGCGCGGCGGCCCGCCCCGCUCCUGGACCAACGCCGAGCUCACCGAGGCGCUGCAGCACGUGUGGAACAAGAAGAUGACCACGAGCCAGGCCUCGCGCAUCUUCGGCAUCCCCUACAACUCGCUGCUCAUGUACGUGCGCGGCAAGUACGGCAAGUCGCUCAAGCUGGAGCAGCUGCGCAAGGACUGCAUCGGCGGCCCGCUGGACGCGCUGGCGCUGGGACACAACAACAACAACCACCCGCCCAAAGACAAGGAGGAGCGCCCCGCCAGCUCCGAGCCCGACAUCGCCGCCAGCCCCAUGUUCAACCCCUUCUCGCAGGGCUUCUACCCGGAGUUCCCGCCCGGCUUCCCCAUGCCGCUCAACAUGCUGCACCUGCUGCCGCCGGGCGACAAGCGCGACGUGUACCAGUCCGUGCCGCUCGCGCUCGACUCGCUGUCCGGGACGACUAAAGAGGAGGAUUGUAAGAGCGACCGUUCGAAGGAGAAUUCAGCAGACGAGGAGGGCGAGGCGUACCGCGCGCCGCCGCCGCGCCCGCCCGACGCGCGCCCGCUGCUGCACCACAACGGACAGGACUAACUGCGCUCCCGACGACCCCCGCCCCCGCCGCGCCCCCCGCACCCCGCCACCCCGGCACCCAACCAGGCUGGACCCCUGCGUGAACCGUAUCCUGUAUUUCCUCUCAUGUCGUAAUUACGGCGACAUUUCUCGCAGCAGAACCUUCUUCCGCGUCCCUUCUGUGUAUUCUCUAUUUUACCGGAAGAUAGUUUUGCUGUGCAAAGUGUUGCAUUUAGAUUAAAUUAAUGUUUAGAAUGUGUAAGAUCUUACGAUAUGACCCACGCCGCAGGGGUCCAGGCUGCCCGGUGCCGGCGGCUCAGCCUCAGGCAUCACACAAUGGCGGCAAACGGCGGCCACAUUGAAUUAGUUAAAUUUAUAUUUUAAAAGAUGUGUUAAUAUUGUAAAUGUAUAUUAAAUAUCUUAAUAAGUUUAGGCGGUAAUUUAUUAUUCCGAAGGAGUGCAAUAAUAGUAUGAAAUGUGUUGUGAUUGUUAUCGCUAAGUUGUUCCAUUUCGCGCUCGGUUCCGACGCUAUCAUUUUAUUGUUGAACAUUCCAUACCACAUUCCGAGUUUACUAUAGUUUGUACAUGUUCUUAGUUCUGUGUAAGUUUAGUUCCGCCCUGCCCGGACGCGGUGUGUUAUGUAAUCCGUGUAGAUGUGUGUUACAUGCGAAACUCCACUUCUGCAUUUCACCAAAGUUUGUAAAAUAUUUCGUAAUGAUAGUUAUAUUUCUAAAGUAAACAAUUUUAAAUGUAAAUAUUAUUGAUAUUAUUAUUAUACUUAAAUGGGAGGAUAAAUAAAUUUAACCAUGGUAAGGAGACAUUACGUGUCUAAAAUCGUAAAUAGUAGUUGUAUUUGUAAUUGUUGUAGAGUUAGUGAUGUGAAAUAUACUUACAGUGAACUGUCCCGAGAAUUUCUGGCUCGAGAGUUCCGCGGCGCGAGCUGCCGGCCCCUGCACCAGCAGACUGGCACUUGAGGCUUUAUCGCUGGAUCCACAUAGGUUGCAUUUUACUAUGGUCCCAUACAGCCUCACCCAACAACAGUGCUUAGAUCUGGCGCUACUCGCCUCACUCAGUCGCAAGACCAGUGAAGGCAGAAAGCGCCGGUCGGGAGGCACUCGCGUCACUUAGACAAAUAAACAACCCGCACUCAAUGUUCAAAUCAAAAGGAGCUUCUCAACUUUUUAGUAAAUAAUAAUGAAGUUAGUGUAAAUCGAGGUUCACGGUAAUACUGCCUAGCUUUAGAUAAUUGUAUACAAUGAUUUCAUCAUAAAUUAGGGAUACCAUGUGACUAGAUAGCUCACGUAUUUUCUGUAUAUACGAUUUAUUUAUUGAAUACGCAGUACACUGGAGCCUAGCUGAGUCGGAUGUCUAGUGUAGGAUACCUGUCUUCUCCCUGUUCUGUUCACGUUGUAUACUUUCAUUGAAUUUAUCGAGUUUUCAGCAGUCACUCGCGACAUAGUAUUUAUUGAAGAGCUCGUUUAUAAAACCGCAUCUCUACCACACAAGACUGAUCACUAUUUACUACUAUAUUUUAUAAAUUAUUGUACACAAGCUCUCAGACCCGACGGCCUCUCUCUCCGUAGUUUUACACUUAGCCAUUCGGUUAGUGUCACUUCAAAAUAACAAUAUUAUAAUUACAGGGAUUUUAUAUAAUUAUAAACGAAUUACAAUGUAUAAUUAAAUAUGUACGUACCUACAUAGUUUUAACUGUAGUGACUUGUUGCGUUCUCUCUCUUCUACAAAUUUAUUUUAAUUCUGCUUGCACUCUAAACGUAUAAUUAUUUAACUGCAAUGUCGUUAAAGAUUGAUGUUUCUCUUCAUGCAAACAUUUAACUAAAUGUGCCAAACGACUUUCAACCUUUCAUCAUUCAUAGAUGGUCUCCCUCUUGCAUAGUGCAUCAUCCACAUAAUUCCACAUCGUUAUGUGUUUCCAAGUACCUAAUUACUUGCGUAAAAGUAAUUUAUUUUAUUGUGUUUGUGAUUGUGUUGGACAAUUACUUAAUUCGUACAAAUUGAGCAGUAUUAUGAGUGAUUUUGUUAAUGUUUUAAUUGAAGCGUUUUGAUUAAGUUUUGUUAUAUUUAUUAAUGAUUAAGUGAUAUUACGAAACUGAUUGUUUCACAUGGUUUUUUGGUUGUUAAAUGUAUGACGUACAUUACUAUUGAACUACUUCUUUUAGCCUUCCCGUUCACAACUAAUGAUACGACAUGUAUACCUGUUGUUUUAUUCUGUUCAGUCGCUUUUACUUGGAGUUCCAUUAACGGCCAUCAGGCUAUAACAUAUUUAAAUUAGACAAGUACAUUUAUGUGAAACGCAUCUUUCUGAAGCCAAAUAAGGUUUUGGAUGUAAUUUUAGUUGGUAUAAUUAUAAAAUUUGUGAUUGUAUUAAUUUAGUAGAUUCAAAUAUUUAGUUCCUUGAUUUUGUUACGAAUAUUUAUAAUUGUAAUUACGAUUUACUUUUAGCUCUUAGAUAAUUAUUGUUCGUGCUGAUAAAAGAAAUAUAAUUAAAUAUAAGUUGUGUAAUUUAAUUUGUUGUAUCUUUCUUAAUAUAAUGACAAAUUGAAUAAAUUAAUGAUAUCGUUACAUUAGGAUGUAAAAAAGAUUAUCUAUUUGAUCUUAAAUAAAUAUUACGAAAGUAUUUAUGUUCUAGCAUGAUUCUUAUGUGUAAUUGAAUGAACGAGGAGCGCUGUAGUGAAAUUCGUUUACGCUCAUCGACGUAACGUGUAACAAUAAAAUAUGAAAUCCCA